AUGGAACUGGCUGAGCUCUUGAAGUCCGAAGGCCUCUCUGACGAGCUUGCCGAUCUGGCAGUGGCAAGUGGGUGGAAGUCAUCCACUUUCAAGCAUGCUGUCAGCAAAUUGGCGGAUUUAGAUUCUGUGUUGGGCGAAAUCUUUCCGGAGAAAGCUCUGACAGUUCUUCAGAAGGCCACUAUUCGCUCGGUUUGGAGUAAUCUGCAGGAGUCAGAACCCUCGGGUUCUACAGCCUCUGCAUCGCCUCCUGUGCCAGAGCCUCGGGAAGGAUCAUGGGUGGAAUCUUUUGCCCCAAAGAUAUCAGCAUCUUCAAUUUCUGAAAUGAAACGGAAGUAUCUGGUAAACUACCCGUCGGAGAUCAUCAACUACUCCACUCAGCCGUCAACCAGAUUGCUGAGCUUAGCAUCGCACCAGCAGAACAAGAAGGAUUGGCGAUGGAUCCCCUGGAAAUAUCGAAUGACGGAAGAGCGAGCUUCUGAGAUAAUGAUGUCCCGGCCCAACAAGCAACCUCGGCUUGAGGCUAUCGGGCUCUCGGGGAUGUUAUUGGACGAACCUCCGGCUCUGGAAAUCCAAGAUCAUUCCAUGGGGGUGAAUGCUAUUCAGAAGCUUAUGAAUGUGCAUGACGUGGCAUUGGCAAUGGUGGGAACCGCCCAUCUCGCCAGGCUGAAAGGAUAUACAACAAAAUUCAUUUCUCUUCUGACUCAGAAAUUCGAUGCUUCAUCAGGACUUCGGCCACCAUCAGUCUUAGAAGCACAACAGGCGGAUUGCCGCUUGUGGCAGGGCAUGAUCACCCUGGUCACCGACAAAGGAUGGACGAUGGAUGAUGUCCUCUACGAGUUCACAGAGGUGCGGGGCGAGAUGGCCAGCCUGCUUCAAGCUCGAGCGCGUCCUCCUCCCGUCCCCAAAGGCUGGGAAGGAAAGGGCAAAGCUGUCAAGGGCUUGGGUAAGAUGCUCGUGGAGUCCUAUGCCAAAGGCUACGCAUCGCAGGCGUCUGUCAAAGGCAAAGGGAAGGACAAAGGCAAGAACAAGGAGGCUAAAGGCGGCUCCAAUAUCAAUUUUGUGAAGUCGAUCAUGGUGGGGUCUGAGUCCAAGCCAUUGUGCGUGAAUUGGCAAUUGAGCCGUUGCAAUCGUGGAAACGCGUGCCCAUUCGUGCACGCGUGUGCCUUCCCGAAAUCCAAUGGGCAAGCUUGUGGAAGCAAGGCGCAUACGGCGCUGCAGCACGAGAGUACUCCCCACUGA
Messenger RNA from Symbiodinium sp. CCMP2592, 1239 nucleotides. NCBI's taxonomy places the organism in Eukaryota, Dinophyceae, Suessiales, Symbiodiniaceae. The record is from the annotation of a GenBank genome assembly.